AUGUCUCGAAUUCAGGAUACCGCUACUAUUCACCGGUCCGACGAUGAGCUCGACCGUGACUGGAAGCCAAACGGCCGCCGUCCUCAGUCGCUCCAAGAGAAUGCAGGGACAUGGCUAACCAGCAUUGGCUCCAACAGCACAGUUGCCCGCUCCUUUAGCGCAGAGUUGAUGGACAUCUUCCGUAUUGAGAACAGUCUUACCGACCUCGACGACAAAGUAGACAAGAAGAAGCAAGAAGUCAGCUCGCAAACAUCUGAGCUUGAGGCUCUUGAGCGCCGCAUUCGCGAGAUGGAGGAACGCCUAAACCGUAACAAGGCCCACGCCACAACCGGGGCCAGUGCCGGGGCUCAGCAGCAAUUACCGGUUCGCCAGCAGGGCGCCCCGGCCCCCGUCCAGAGAACAUCUCGUCCAGGUACGGCCAAAGCCCAACAGCCAGCUCCUCUCCACGGAGGCGCCAUGCCGCCCACUCCCACAGCCAGCGAAGGUGAAUACGAACUCGUCCCCGAGCCACGCCAUCCCAACAACCUGUCCUCCUCUACCCAUACCUACAAUGACUCUGAGAGUGGCCUCGAGACUCGAAGCUUUGCUGACAUGGUUCUCGUCUCUAAAGAUGGUGAUCACGACUCGUAA
Messenger RNA from Pestalotiopsis fici W106-1, 630 nucleotides. RefSeq lists its product as uncharacterized. The record is from RefSeq and is a predicted model, not a curated record. The transcript has 3 exons. Bases 1 to 630 code for a protein of 209 amino acids. NCBI's taxonomy places the organism in Eukaryota, Fungi, Ascomycota, Sordariomycetes, Amphisphaeriales, Sporocadaceae.